AUGGCUCCACCACCUCAGGAUUUGGAUUUUACACUUAGCUGCAAGACAUUAUAUAGAGAUUCGAUUCUUAUAACAAGCUAUUUUAUCCAAAAAAUGAUUAUUUAUAGCAUAAUUCAAAAUAAAUACCAAGAAAUCCCAAAUCUGGUGUUAAAUGCAAAUUAUCAUAAAUUUAUGUUGAAAGGAAACAAUAGAGUUUAUUUAUUUGAGAAAGGCGGAAGGAUUUUCGAAAGCUCUGAAAACAAUAUUUUAAGUUGGAAUCAACUUUGAAAUAAUAACCUUCCAAAUAAUAACCCACUUCAAUCAAGUGCUGUUCAGUAUAAAUGCUGCCUUUAUUUCGUUCAUUAUAAAAAUGAACUGUGGAAAUUUGAUCUUGCUUCUAAGCGAGUUUCUCAGGUAGCAACUUUCUAA
Molecule: messenger RNA, 408 nt
Organism: Blepharisma stoltei
Lineage: Eukaryota; Ciliophora; Heterotrichea; Heterotrichida; Blepharismidae
Source: the annotation of a GenBank genome assembly